Molecule: messenger RNA, 3142 nt
Organism: Acanthopagrus latus (yellowfin seabream)
Lineage: Eukaryota; Metazoa; Chordata; Actinopteri; Spariformes; Sparidae
Product: WAP, Kazal, immunoglobulin, Kunitz and NTR domain-containing protein 2-like
Exons: 4
Coding region: 541-2277 (578 amino acids)
Cellular component (GO): extracellular region
Molecular function (GO): serine-type endopeptidase inhibitor activity; protein binding
Source: RefSeq, a predicted model, not a curated record
UGAAGUCUGUUGACAUAAUAAAAAAAAAAACUACACUCCUUUUUUGGCAUCUUUACAUUUAUUUCAUUUUUAAAUUGUUAAACACCAGUGCUGUGUGAUAAACAUCGUCCACCAUUGCUGUCAUUGUAUUGCUAAAUAUCUCCUCCUUCGCACCGACUUUGCAAGUUAAGGGUUAAGGCAGCCGGCGCCUUACGCACAGGUGUCUCGCCAGUCCUCUGCGAAACAGCGCCUGCAAACUGCUGGCGAACUUUUUUUUUUUUUUUUCCUCCUCUUCUUCCUUUAAUUAAGUUGAUCAUAACUGUAACUCAGCUGGGAUUUGCCCUCCGACCAGACAGACCACUGUAAUUCAUGUAGUUUGAGAUCUUAAGUGGGUCUGCGCGCCGCAGCCCUAAUCUCUCGCUGCUAUUAAACGUGGAGCGACUGACCUGGAGAGCUCUCCGCGUCCGCACCGCUCCGGCGCGCUCCUCGCUCUCGCUCUUUUCACGCACCGUCCGUUAGAAAAGAACCACGCGACAGUGUCCGCUCUGUUACGCGCCGGAUAUGUGGUGGAUGCUGUUUCCCCGGUGGAUUUGGUUUCUCCUGGGACAAUGUUACACUAUUCUCCUCUACAUGGACAGCUGCCGCGUGAGGGCGAUGCCCAUGCCCAUGUCCGUGGCCAAGGUGGUGUACUCUCACGCAGGCUUGUGCCCGAACGACCUCAACCCCAACCUGUGGGUGGAUGCUAUGAGCACCUGCAUGCGCGAGUGUGAAUCCGACCAGGACUGCGAGUCCUUCGAGAAGUGCUGCCCCAACGUCUGCGGUAACAAGAGCUGUGUGGCAGCGCGCUACAUAGACAUCAAGGGCAGCAAGGGCCCCGUUGGAAUGCCAAAGGGCGCCACCUGCGACAAGUUCAUGUGCUCCCAGCAAGGGUCGGAGUGCGACAUCUGGGACGGCCAGCCCGUUUGUAAGUGCCGGGACCGCUGUGAGAGAGAACCCCACUUCACCUGUGCGUCUGACGGCAUGACCUAUUAUAACAAGUGCUACAUGGAUGCCGAGGCCUGUACCAAGGGUAUCUCUAUCUCUGAGGUCACCUGCAGGUACCACCUGACCUGGCCAAACACCAGUCCAAUCCCCGCGGAGACCACCUUACAUCCCACCACUGCCCUACAGACCACCCUCCCGGCCGACAUCCAGCUGCCCACCAUACACAGCGGCCCCACCCAACAGGCUGUUUUCGUGGGUGAGACAGCCAGCUUCCUGUGUGAGGUGUCCGGGAAGCCACGUCCAGAAAUCACCUGGGAGAAGCAACUGAAAGGCAAGGACAACACCAUAAUGAGACCCAACCACGUCCGAGGGAACGUUGUGGUCACCAACAUCGGCCAGCUGGUCAUAUACAAUGCGCAACUUCAGGAUGCCGGCAUCUACACGUGCACAGCCAGAAAUGUCGGGGGGAGUGUUUCAUCGCACUUUCCCUUGGUAGUGAUCCGAAAAGAAGCGAAAGGUAAGAAUGCAGAGGGGAACAGCACCAACCUGCCAUUUCCAGCUGAAGAGUGUCUUAAGAGUCCGGACACAGAUGACUGUGGGGAGGAGAGCAUGAGCUGGUACUAUGAGCCAAAGAGGAACAAUUGCUUCACCUUCACUUACAGUCAGUGUAAUAAAAACCGUAACCAUUUCGACACCUACGAAGCCUGCAUGCUGUCAUGCGGAGGAGAGCUGUCCGCUCCUUGCAGCCUACCGAGUCUCCAAGGGCCUUGCAAAGCCUACGAACCUCGCUGGGCUUACAGUAGCGCCCUCAAAAAGUGCCAGUCCUUCGUGUACGGAGGCUGUGGCGGCAACGAGAACAACUUCGAGUCCAAAGAAGCCUGCGACGAGAUGUGCCCCUUUCCGAAGAACCACAACUGCAAGAUAUGUAAACCCCGGGGCAAGAUGGUCACCAGCUUCUGCAAGAGUGACUUUGUGAUCCUCGGGCGAGUGACCGAGCUGACGGAGGAGCAGGAGUCCGGCCACGCCUUGGUGACGGUGGAGGAGAUCUUGAAGGAUGAGAAGAUGGGUCUGAGGUUCUUUGGCAAAGAGCCCUUGGAGGUGACUCUCCUGAACAUGGACUGGAACUGCCCCUGCCCCAACAUCACCACCGCCAACGGGCAGCUCAUCAUCAUGGGGGACGUCAACAACGGGAUGGCCGUCCUGCAGCCCGACAGCUUCGUGGGCUCCUCCAGCACUCGCAAAAUCAGGAAGCUUCGUGAGAUUGUCCACAAGAAGACCUGCGAUUUCCUGAAAGACUUCUCUGCCGUCCAGUAGAGUCUUCCGAAAUCUCGCACUCACUCAAAGUCAUGUUAUGUUGUUUUCUGAUUUAUUCCAAACUCCAGUGACCUCACCAGUCCGAACAACUGCCAGGGAACACAAACCCAGUAACUUAUCUGUUACAUUUUGUUGCCUGAUUCAGAUGUUUUUUUUUGUUUUUUUUUUUCUCCCUCACUUUGUUCCCUAUUGCUCAGCAAAUCUCAGAAAAUCACUCCUCGCUUUUUAUUCUUGCCAUGAUUUCUUUCACGAAUGCCGUGCCCAGACUUGUCCACAAAGCUCUAGACAGUUUUCAUGGCCACAUCGAGGGUACACUGUCUGGGAAAAAAGGCAGGUAGAAUAGCAUUAGCAACGAGCAUUUACACUGUACAAAGUAUUUAAUCUUUAUUAAGUGUUUACUAAAAUGGCUUUAUAUAUAUCUCCGCUCCAAUGUGAACACACUAAUAUCAUUUGGUUAGCAGUAUGUUUUAAUGUGAUUGGUACGUUGGGCUUUAUGUUCUUGUGGGUUAUCGCAACGAAGACGUUACGUAACAUCAGUCCGGAGCACUUGAGCUCACCAUAAUGCAAUUUGCAAGCCUCAGUGUAUGUACCAGAAUCAAAUAAGCUCUUUGGAUCCACAUUUCUGUGGAAUCUGUUUUGAUAAGUUUUAAUUUUACAACACAAAACAUGUACGUGGACUUCUAUAUUCUGUAUUUAUUUAUAUAUAUAUAUAAAUAUAAAUAUAUAUAUAUAUAUAGGCAGAAUGUCUCUCCGUGGAUCUAAUUACACGGAGAACAGACAUAUUUUUUGUUAUCUAUUAUAUAUUAGUUUUCAUUCAAACUUUGAUGGAACAUGAUGGCAGAAUGAAUAAAGAUAAUUGACCAAA